Messenger RNA from Fraxinus pennsylvanica, 528 nucleotides. Lineage: Eukaryota; Viridiplantae; Streptophyta; Magnoliopsida; Lamiales; Oleaceae. The record is from the annotation of a GenBank genome assembly.
AUGAAUGCUGGUCGUGUGAAGAUCUAUGAAGCCAGCCCUGAAGUACUAAAACUUCUAUCAGGCACGAGGCUUCGUGUCUCAAUAAUUGUGACAAAUGACCUAAUUUAUGGUAUUGCAACUAACCAAACAAUAGCUGAUCAAUGCAUUCGUGACAACGUUCUUACAUAUUAUCCCAACACCAAAAUCCGAUCCAUUCUUGUUGGGAAUGAAGUUCUUAGUUAUGAUAAUCAGAAAAUGUGGGCUGAUCUUGUACCAGCUAUGCAGAAAAUCAAGAAAUCCUUAGUUUCACAUAACAUUCAUAACAUCAAAGUUGGGACGCCCUUGGCUAUAGAUGUAGUGGAAUCAAUAUUCCCUCCUUCAAGUGGGAAAUUUAAGGACGAAAUUUCGGACAAGAAUUCUGGGCCAGGAACUAAAAGGCACUGGGGAAUGUUGAACCCAAAUGGGACUCCAAUUUAUGAGCUGGACUUGACUGGAGUCCGACCUGGAAGUGAUUAUCCACAGACCACAUUUGCAGGAGCCAUUGAAUAA